UUUCCCCCCUCCCCUCUGUCUCCCAGAUUGAGCAAGACAGCAAGCUGCUUACUAUGCCCAGACCUCAGCCUCCACCUCAGAAAAUGUUGUUCUCAGAUGCCAGUACAUGGGAGAAAAUGUUUCAAGAACUGAUCCAGGAGGAGAAACCCAAGGCCAAGUGGACCUUGCAGUUGGAUAAGAACAUUCUACCCGAUGACUUGGCCCUGGGAUGGAGGCAGUACCAGCAAACAGGACUUGGCAGGUUCCAGUGUUCUAUAUGUAGCAGACAUUGGGUUUCUGCCCAAGUGAAGAUCCUGUGCCACCUGUACCGGGAGCCCGGGAAACUUCAAGGCCGGGUGCUCAUGAGGAUCUUCGCACAGAGGUGCCAGAAGUGUACUAGGUCUAAAUUUGAGAAUCCUGAGUUCUCCACUGAGAGCAUGCAAAGGAUUCUGGAGAACCUAGUCAGUUAUAUUCUGCGGAAAUACUACGGACAUGGCUUGAAGAAGACACCAUCAACCUUGAAUGAGAGGGUGCCUUUGGAUGGACCCCAUGACACAGCCAAUUGUGAGGCAUGCACCCUGGGCUACCAUGGAGGGUGUGCCUUUGCAUAUGAAGCAAAGCUGCCUAAAUCCCCAUCUUCCCCACCAACAAUCUACAGUUCUUCUCCACUGAAGAGCCACAGCACUUCCCCACCGAAGAGCUACAGUUCUUCCCCACCAAAGAGCCACAGCACUUCCCCACCGAAGAGCUACAGUUCUUCCCCACCAAAGAGCCACAGCACUUCCCCACCAAAGAGCUACAGUUCUUCCCCACCAAAGAGCCACAGCACUUCCCCACCGAAGAGCUACAGUUCUUCCCCACCAAAGAGCCACAGCACUUCCCCACCGAAGAGCUACAGUUCUUCCCCACCAAAGAGCCACAGCCCUUCACCUCAGACUUACAAUAUAUCUUUUGAGAAUAUGCAUUCUCAGGAACACAGAGAGUCCCAUAACCCAGGGCUGAUAGCAGCAUUCUCCCUUGCUGCACUUACCUUUAUUCGUCUAUUAUUGAAAUGGUAGGCUUAUCAUCUUGUUUUCAUUCCACAGUUAUCAAUAAAGUGGAUGUCAUUACAACAUAUCAGUGAACUGAUUUGAGAUCAAACAUGACCAAAUGUAUAGAAUAAACCUGGUUUCCUGGACAUGCUCUGAAAAUAGCUUAAAACAUGACAAACACAUAAUGGACUCCAAAACAAAUUCAUUUUAAAUCACUGAACAGUUUGUAUUUGCUUGCUCACUUUUUGUUAUUAAGCAAUUAAGAAAUCUUGACAAGAACUAAUAGUCAUGAGUAUUAUUGUAAAUUUAAUGUGACAGACUGAAUAAUGCUCCCCCCACCACCAUCAAAAUUGCUCUUACCCCAAUGUACUCACCAUAACCUUUAGAACGUAUGGCUAUACUACAUACAGUAUUUGGAAGAAUGGAUUUUACAGGUGUGAUUAAUUAAAAGAUCUUGAGAUAAACUGUC
This is a messenger RNA of Phodopus roborovskii (desert hamster), 1479 nucleotides long. RefSeq names its product receptor transporter protein 4 (gene Rtp4). Gene Ontology annotation, biological process: detection of chemical stimulus involved in sensory perception of bitter taste; protein insertion into membrane; protein targeting to membrane. The record is from RefSeq and is a predicted model, not a curated record. Gene Ontology annotation, cellular component: cytoplasm. The transcript is spliced from 2 exons. Gene Ontology annotation, molecular function: olfactory receptor binding. Bases 54 to 1037 code for a protein of 327 amino acids. NCBI's taxonomy places the organism in Eukaryota, Metazoa, Chordata, Mammalia, Rodentia, Cricetidae.